This is a messenger RNA of Papaver somniferum (opium poppy), 2353 nucleotides long. Its product is annotated as probable LRR receptor-like serine/threonine-protein kinase At1g05700. The record is from RefSeq and is a predicted model, not a curated record. NCBI's taxonomy places the organism in Eukaryota, Viridiplantae, Streptophyta, Magnoliopsida, Ranunculales, Papaveraceae. The transcript has 8 exons. Bases 44 to 1723 code for a protein of 559 amino acids. Gene Ontology annotation, molecular function: protein binding.
AUAAAUUCUCCCUCUCUAGCUUAUCUGCUUCUCAAGAGACAACAUGAAAACCCAACUUCUCAAUCUUCUUCUUCUUUUAAUCUUUUCAUAUUUCUCAUGUUUACUUGUCCUAGUAUCAGUAUCUGCAAAAGUUUUUUUGAGCAUAGAUUGUGGUUCUUCUUCAUUACAACCUUAUACCGAUGAAAGAUCAGUCGUAUGGGUCGGAGACAAUCCUUACACAAGAAAUGGAGAAAUUCACCAAGUCAAUACUGCACCACCAAAUACACUUCCUUUCGAUUCUUCUGUUAUGAGCACUCUUAGAGCAUUCCCAACUCUACAAAAGAAGAAUUGUUAUUCAAUAGAUAUUGAUAACAAAGACGAAGAUAAUACAGCGGUUGAACGAGUCCUUGUUCGAGCUAGUUUCUAUUACGGCGAUUAUGACAAUAAGGCAAACCCACCAACAUUCCUUCUUCAAUUCAAUGGAAACAAUUGGACACAAAUACAAACGUCGAUAAGUCGUAUCCGAUACAAAGAAGUGGUGUACUCAUUGAACAACGGAAACAAUAUAAACAUAUGUCUUGCUCAAACUCAACCAGAUAACAUUCCAUUUAUAUCGGCUCUCGAAGUAAGAAGUUUGGAUUCAGAGGCUUACAACUAUGUUGGUUCCACUUAUCCAUUGUUUUUCACAACAAGAAUGUCUUUUGCCAAGACAGAUAUAAGAUUCCCUGAAGACAGUUUCGAUCGAAUUUGGCUCACAUCUGUACCAGGACUUAACCGUACUAAUGGUUUAACCGUGGUUACAAGUAACUCGCCGUCCAUUAUUGUCGACAUUAAUGAAAAACCACCUGAAGCUGUAUUAAGGACAGCACACACGCAUUCUAAUUCAUCUGCAUUAACUACCCUUACUUACAUUAGUUUUGCAGAUCCUCCUUAUUAUCCUAUUCAUUUCAAUUUCUAUUUUUCAGAAGUGAUUAAACUAAGUCCUACUCAGAAAAGAUCAUUUGAUAUAAUAGUUAAUAACAAUAAACUUGAUAGUAUCAUUAUUCCUAAGGGCCCUGUGAUUCCACCAUACGGGCGAGUAUUGGAGGUUCGCAUUGCUAAUGUUACUUCUUUCACCGGCAACUCUUCAUUUUCGAUUACUUCAAAACCGACAAAUGAUUCAACUCUUCCUCCACUGGUCAAUGCCUUUGAAGGGUAUAUUAUUGGUCACAAAUUAGUUCAAGGAACCAAUUCAAAUGAUGUGAAAGCAUUGGGUUUAUUGCAAAAGAGUUUUAAUCAGCUUCAAAAUUGGAGCGGUGAUCCUUGUUUACCUUCACCAUACAAUUGGGAAUGGAUUGCUUGUAAUGAUGAUACCGAUUCUCCUCGAGUUACAGCACUGUAUCUCAAUGACCUUGGAUUAGAAGGCAUUUUACCAGAUUUUAGUGCAAUGGGUGCUCUCAAAACCAUAGACUUGCACAAUAACAGUUUGAUGCAAGAAUUUCCUGACUUUCUUGGCACAUUCCCGAAACUUGAAAUACUAAAUGUGGCGGAUAACAAAUUUUCAGGAACAAUACCUUCUUCAAUGUCAAACAAUAUCAAUUUGAAGUUGAAUGUAUCCGGUAAUCCUUUGUGUACCAACAGAACAGUAUGCAAAACUGACACCAUAACAAGAAGUCCUCCUUCUCCAAGCAAAGGCAAAAGCUCUAAAAUAUCAUCACAACCGAUAAUCGUACUCUUGAUUACGUUUUUUGGUUUAUUAAUGUGAUCGAUAUGGAUAUGACCUCUCCACAAAACUCUUUCUAUAAAGUAUUUUCAAUAUUCGUUCAGAAUUCUCUUUUAUAGCUUGAAUUUACUUUUUUUUUGGCUUCGUGUUGUAUAUGUUGUGUAUUGCGAGUGUGAAGUCAUACUUUUUUACCUUGACAUCUUUGUGUUAUUCCGUCCCAGUUGAUUAUCAAUGUAUAUUAUCCAUGAAUAUCAAUUUACUGAAGGUAAUGUGUCAAUCGCGUGAGAGGGGAUCCAUGCAUAGAGAAAUUAAUGCAUGGCUACGGGAAGUUGUGGAUUAGUUGUAGAUACCAAAAUACGAACCGCCACGUGGACGAAGAGAAGACGCGAGAAUCCUGUCGAAAGAUCUUGUACCGUGCCUCGAAAAGCUUCGUUUGUGACUUGUUAAAUCAAGUCAGAGUCAUCAUUAUUGACUAAUCGACGAAGUAAAAGUCAUGGGGGAGAUAAUGUCUCAGGAUGAAGUAACCCAUUAGGAGAAUAUGAGCUACAAAGGAUCAAUGGAGUACCCUAUAAGAUACCAAUCACGAAGUAUAAAUGGGCGAAAUAAGCUAAAUAGAGGCCCUUGGAAAAGACAUAGGGGUUCUGAUUUUGGGAGGAAGGAAGAGCUUAGCUU